Molecule: messenger RNA, 1253 nt
Organism: Paramuricea clavata
Lineage: Eukaryota; Metazoa; Cnidaria; Anthozoa; Malacalcyonacea; Plexauridae
Source: the annotation of a GenBank genome assembly
AUGAAGAAACGCCACAGCCGGCACAACAAACUGUACAAGUUGUACAAAUGGCACAAUCGGUCACAAUACAGCCUAUGCCUGAAUUUCGUCCCGAUGCCAAAGUAGGAGCAAGCCUCGCUACUAGAUGGAAUAACUGGCAAGCAGAUUUUGAAAUGUUCAUUAUAGCCAGUGGGAUCACUGACGCUAAACGUAAACGAGCGCUGUUAUUAUAUCAAGCAGGACCUCGUGUGAGAGAAAUAUUUAAACAAUUAACGGAUAACGAUGAUAAUUAUGAAGUCGCCAAAGCUAAACUAAAGGAAUACUUCGAUCCACAAAAAAACAGAAGAUAUGAAGUGUAUCGUUUUCGCCAAGCUAUGCAAAAAUAUUCAAUUUCUGGAUAAUGAAUGCUAAUGAAUAGACAGAAAUUAAUAUUUUGGCGGCACGUGAGCAUCACGUGAGGCCCCGGUGUGACCUGGGACAGGAGUAGAGUAUUUAAGGGUGGUAUAACACGUGUGGAAGUUAUCUAGCCAGUUUCCUUACCACUCACUGUUGGCUUCGUGUUUUUUGGUAUUUGACGAUGGCGGAACAGCUCAGAAUCGAAGUGACAACAUUGAUUGAGAAUGAAAUACAGAGGAAUAACCAUACACUUUUAGAGUCAACGAAAAGCUUACUGGAUAGCUCAGUUCAACAAUUAAAAAGGUCUUCUACUGAAAAUGCUGAGAAUCAAAUGAAAUAAAUCAAGAGGCUGAAGUAUUCAGAGCCGCACAGUUUCAAGAAGAAAGCUAACGAAGACCAGCACAAAUUCAACACUAAAGUCAUCGAUUCCUUGGCCGAAGUCUCUGAUGUCUUGGCGAAGAGAGAAACUACAGAAGCACAAGAUCAUUUACAGAAAGGUGAGCACAUGUUAAAUGAGCGGCAGAAGCAUAUCCUUCUUGCCGAUAAAUCGGAAUUUGGGUGGGCGACUGUUCAUGAAUACAAGAAGCAUGAGUUAGGUGAAGAUUCUGAAGACGAAAAACGAAUUUUAAAAUCCGAAAUUCGUGCUAAAGCUCAAAGGAGGCAAACUCAUUCCAAAUCGACUGCUAGAAAAUACGAAACGAAACCGCAACGCGAGGAUUUAACGAAUAGAUCCUAUACAUCAAACGUUCAAAAUAGUACUUCUCGUGCUCUUUAAAUUCUUCACCAGCCACAAACGUAAGCAAUUUUAAAUCUGGUAGCUGUUAUUCAUGCGGCAAAUUCGGAUACUGGAGAAAUGAAUGCCCAGGAAUUCCCAGAGG